AUGGCGAGGGGAGCUCUCUGUGCCCUGCUGCUGCUGCUGGCCCUGCGCUGCGGCCCUGGGUGGGCAGGGGAGUUCUGCCAUGGCUGGGCUGCCAGCCCCCAGCGCUGGCACCGCGGCUUCCAGUGUCCUGAGCGCUACGAUGUCCCAGAGGCCACUCUCUGCUGUGGGACCUGCAGCUUGCGCUACUGCUGCUCAUCCAGAGAGGCCCGCCUGGACCAGGGCCGGUGUCCUGGGAAUGAAGAACAGAAUGUACCCAUGAAUGAGCAGUUGGCUAAUGUCACUCUUCCAUUUCCAGUGCCCGUGUACCUGCCCUUCCUUCUUGUUGGAUCUGUAUUUGUGGCGUUUGUUGUUGGCGGUGCCUGCGUUGGAAUUUGCUGCUGCAAGUGCUUAAAAUCCCAGGAUGAGGAGCAGCAAAGUGGACUUGCACCUGGCCAGACUUGGCUACUAGAACCUGAUCUUCCUUCUCACCUCUCCAGUUCCAGUUCUGCCACCAGAAGCUCACUGAGUAGUGGUCCUCAGACCAGCAACAUCUGCAUGACUCUAGCUCCAUCUCUUCCUAUUAUUGGGUUGGCUGAAGACGCUCGGUUCUUAAGUCCUCCACCUACCAGUGGACAACUCUUGCACCCUCCACACG
Antrostomus carolinensis (chuck-will's-widow) is the source of this 634-nucleotide messenger RNA. RefSeq names its product protein shisa-1-like. The annotation marks the transcript as partial. The record is from RefSeq and is a predicted model, not a curated record. The transcript has 2 exons. NCBI's taxonomy places the organism in Eukaryota, Metazoa, Chordata, Aves, Caprimulgiformes, Caprimulgidae.